AUGACUUCAAAUCUGAAGCCAGCCUAUGCUUACACAGUUUUGUAUGUGAAAGACGUUGCCAAAUCAGUAGCUUUUUAUGCCAAAGCAUUUGGUGUUAACGUUCGCCGUUUAGAUAAUUCCCACAGAUGGGGAGAACUGGAGAGUGGACAGACCACAAUAGCAUUCACCCAAAUCCAUCAACAUGAGACCGAUGAGGUCACAGGUGAGGUUCAAACAUUUCAAUCCAAACAUGAACGUGGCCCAAUCGAGGUGUGCUUCGACUAUGCUGAUGUGGAUGCCGCUUACAAGAGGGCAGUGGAGAACGGGGCAGAAGCAGUGAGUGAACCAGAACAAAAGGAAUGGAACCAGAAGGUUGGAUACGUUCGGGAUAUAGAUGGCAUGGUAGUUAGGCUUGGGAGCAAUGUCACUCCCCCUCAACAUUAA
Molecule: messenger RNA, 423 nt
Organism: Spinacia oleracea (spinach)
Lineage: Eukaryota; Viridiplantae; Streptophyta; Magnoliopsida; Caryophyllales; Amaranthaceae
Exons: 3
Coding region: 1-423 (140 amino acids)
Source: RefSeq, a predicted model, not a curated record